This is a messenger RNA of Anarrhichthys ocellatus (wolf-eel), 1380 nucleotides long. It is a transcript of the gene tmprss3a, whose product is annotated as transmembrane serine protease 3a. The record is from RefSeq and is a predicted model, not a curated record. Gene Ontology annotation, biological process: proteolysis. The transcript is spliced from 12 exons. Bases 1 to 1380 code for a protein of 459 amino acids. NCBI's taxonomy places the organism in Eukaryota, Metazoa, Chordata, Actinopteri, Perciformes, Anarhichadidae. Gene Ontology annotation, cellular component: membrane. Gene Ontology annotation, molecular function: serine-type endopeptidase activity; protein binding.
AUGACGAAAAGCUUCGUGGAGAUCAAUCCUGCUGCCAACACCGCUCUUCCUAACACAUCGACUCCCACAACAGAACUUAAGACAGAGACACCCCAACAACCGGACCCCUCCAGGAUAGAGGUGGUUUCGGUGACGGAGGAAGACCUCCCCACUGUUGAGACCCCCAAAACACUGAACGUCAGCCCCCUAGGCAGCUUUGCCCAAUCGGAGAACCAUUCCACCAAACCUGAAGAGCCCCGACCUCCAGCUGCACCGAGCCCCACCAUGCCAAUCACCAAGGUGCAGCCAUUCAUCAACGAGGAUGACUUGGAGAAAAGCUGGAGGAGCCGACUGUUGGCCCACCGCUUGGAGCUGCUAAUGGCUUCGUGCCUCAUCGUGGUGUUCACUCUCGCUCUUGGCAUUGGCCUUGGAGUGGGUCUGAGCUGUGUGGGGAAGUUUCGUUGUGGCUCAUCCUCUAAAUGCAUCAGGCCCUCGGCUCAGUGUGAUGGAGAGGUGGACUGUGACAAUGGAGAGGACGAGCUCGGCUGUGUGCGUCUCAGUGGGAGGAGCUCGGUCCUGCAGGUCCAGAGAGGGGGCGCAUGGAGGACAGUGUGUUCAGAAGGCUGGAACAACUGGCUGGGGAUCUCUGCCUGCAAGCAGCUGGGAUACUCCAGGUACGUGGAGUCAUUCUUCGUCUCUCUGACCUCCAUUGAACAGGACCUUCAAUACAACCUGGUGUCCAUCAGCCUGAGCCAGUCACAGAUCAUUAAGCUCCAGAAUGCCACAACCUUCAGGUUUGCAGACCCCUCUAUGUGGGUGGUCCACGCGGGGCUGACGGAGCAACCGGUGCACGGGGCCCAGUCUCUGGCUGUGGAGCAGAUUAUAUACCACACUCGCUACAGGCCCAAAGGACUGGACUACGACAUUGCACUGAUGAAACUGGCCAUGUCACUGGCUUUCAACGGCUUAGUGGAGCCCAUCUGCCUGCCUAACUAUGGGGAGGACUUUGAGGAGGGCACCAUGUGCUGGAUCUCUGGAUGGGGAGCAACGAAGGAUGAAGGAGAGACCAGUGUGGUUUUGCGCUCGGCCGUGGUGCCACUCCUCUCCACUAAGACCUGCAACCAGCCAGAGGUUUACCACGGCUCCAUAUCCUCCUGGAUGAUCUGUGCAGGACACCUGGAGGGAGGAACUGACUCCUGUCAGGGGGACAGUGGAGGUCCUCUGGCCUGUGAGGACUCGUCUGUCUGGAAGCUGGUUGGUGCGACCAGCUGGGGAAGUGGCUGUGCUAUGAGGAACAAGCCGGGCGUCUACACGCGCAUUACACGGUCGCUCAGCUGGAUCCGCCAACAGAUGGAGAGAGAAGAGGCUCGCGGUUCUCCAACGCUGAGCACAGACAACUGA